CAGACUUAUCGAGUGUACAAAGAAUGGGAAGUUGGCAGGAACGCUGUCUAAGCAGAUCAAGUGCACUGCAGUACACGCCUACCUCUUUUUGCGUGGCUCGAGAUGGCGGGUUCGCUUGAAAAUCUUUUUCUUGGGUUUGACUUUAGCACUCAGCAGAUCAAAGCCAUUGCAAUAAAUGAUGCACUACGUGUCGUGCAGGAAUUCUUGGUUCAGUUUGACAAUGACCUCCCAGAGUUCAGAACGCAGGGCGGUGUGCACAUCCAGGCCGACCGCCUGACUAUCACCUCUCCCACUAUUAUGUGGGUCAAGGCAUUAGACCUACUGCUUGACCGCAUGAAAGCUGCGGGUUUCAACUUCUCGCGGGUAAUUGCGCUAUCUGGAACUGGCCAGCAACAUGGAAGUGUCUAUUGGAAAGCUGGUGCCUCAUCAACACUAGGCAAUCUGCAACCCAACCAGUUGCUCCAUGAACAACUCAAAGACAGCUUUGCUGUGAAUGACUCCCCCGUGUGGAUGGAUUCUAGCACCACUGCCCAGUGCCGUCACCUGGAAGGGGUGAUGGGAGGCCCUCAGCGUGUGGCUGACAUCACAGGGUCCAGGGCUUACGAGCGCUUAACUGGAAACCAGAUUGCAAAAAUCCACCAACAGAAUCAAGCAGCUUACAGUUCUAGUGAGCGAAUUUCACUAGUGAGUAGUUUUGCAGCCUCUUUGUUCCUAGGCAGCUAUGCACCAAUAGACUACAGUGAUGGGUCGGGGAUGAAUCUUCUUGAUAUACGAAGCAAAUGCUGGUGUCCACAAGCGCUGGACGCCUGUGCACCCGGUCUAGCUAACCUACUAGGUCCACCUGUGCCGUCUUCAACAAAUCUGGGUGCAAUAUCUCCAUACUUUGUUGAUCGUUAUGGCUUCUCUGCUGAGUGUCAGGUCAUAGCAUUCACAGGCGACAACCCAGCAUCCUUAGCCGGAAUGGCAUUAAAAGAGGGUGAUAUUGCUGUAAGUCUCGGCACGAGCGACACAUUGUUUCUAUGGCUGAAAACCCCACGUCCCGCCCUGGAAGGCCACAUAUUUGUCAAUCCUGUCGACGUGCAGGCGUACAUGGCUCUAUUAUGCUUUAAAAAUGGCUCCCUUACCCGUGAGCGCAUCCGUAAUGAGUUUAGCAUGGGAUCGUGGGAUACAUUCAAUCGUCUUCUGGAGUCCACCCCGCCGGGCAAUAAUGGCAAUAUAGGUGUCUACUUUGAUGUGCAAGAGAUCACCCCAUCGGCAGUCGGUGUCUAUCGUUACAACUCCAACAAUGACCAGGUGGAGAGUUUCCAGCCAGCAGUGGAAGUCCGGGCCUUAUUGGAGGCUCAGUUCCUGGCCAAGAGACUCCACGCUGAGAACCUGGGCUAUCUUGUUGAGCAGGGAUCGCGGGUCCUAGCCACUGGUGGGGCCUCAUCCAACCGUGCCAUCCUGCAGGUACUGUCUGACGUCUUCAAUGCUCCAGUCUACGUCCUGGAUGUCGCCAACUCGGCUUGUCUGGGAUGCGCCUACCGAGCUAAGCAUGGUUUCCAUGGUGAUAACGUGGUAUCAUUUAGAGACGUCGUCAACGCGUCUCCUGCAGAGUACAAGUUAGCCGCCAUGCCUAACCAAGAUACAAAAGAGGUCUACAACUCACUUUUGGCGAGGUACAAACUAUUGGAAGAGAUGAUCACACAAUAUUGAUGUUUGAUAAAUCUGAGACUGUCUACAAUUCAAAUUAUGCCAAAAAGUAUUCCAAAUUUUGUAAAUGAGGGAGAUAUAGCACUACUAUGCCACUAGUCCUUUUUUAAUCAGUUCUUUUAAAUGCAGCUGAUUAGAUCUCAAUUUCCAUGGUUUCCUUUAUUGAUGGUCCCCUUCCACAACAAUUUUGCUGUAUUUUGUGGAUUUAGCAUUUAUACAUUUAUACAUUUCAGUCAUAAAAUAGAAAUCUUCAAUAUUCAGAAAUUUCCCCAAAUGUUUAAAGGUAAUAUACAACAUUUGCAAACAUCAGAAAACAAGAAAACACCAAAUUAUUAUGAAAUACCUUAGGCCUACUUGACUGUAAGUGAAUAAUACCGGUAGUCUCAAGCAUUAUUUUAUUUUACGAAGAAUCAAGGAUAUCUGUUGACGUAUGUAAUUUACAAAGCAUAUGAAGCACCUAAGCGCUGACAACAUCCCGGGAAGUUAAUAUAUGUGUCAAUGUUCGAGUCACCCAUGAUAACAUGAUAAACAUUGUGUAUAUAUUGGAUUUGAUGUUUUCAAUACACUGCCAGGCCAACAUGGCCAAGAUCAGUCGUCGUAUGUGCUACACACACAUUGCAGGCAACAUUCUUUGCAAGGUGUUGGCUCAAAUUUAAACAGAUACAUGAUGCAUGAAGGCUUUGUUAAAUGUUUUACGUAAUUAAAUAUGAAUUCCCAUUCCUUUCUGGUACCACUUGAAGGUUCAUAACACUGAAUAAGUAUUGCACACUCUCACACACACUGAUUGACAUCAUAUUGCAAUAACUAUACCUCCGUUAUUGAUUUCUAACUUUCGCACAGAAUAAUUUCAGCGACAAUAAUUAGAAACACAGAAAUUGUGAUUACACCACAAGAACGUAUAGGUACAGACAAGUAGCAGGGGUGAGAUUUUUCAGGAUAAACAAAUCUUUUUGGAAAUAUGGAAUUUGUGAGAUUUUACCAUAAAAGUCUUUUUACCUAUAUAUAACAAAAGAAAUGGGUAUUUUAAUGACGCCUUUAGGCAAAUACAAACAUAUACCAUAGACCCUACAUUAAUUGCUCUGGGCCAUCAGCCGCCCCCAAACCCUGCCGAUUAUUUCAUGGAUUUUUCAUUUCCAUUUUAAUGACGCCUUUAGGCAAAUACAAAUAUAUACCAUAGACCCUACAUUAAUUGCUCUAGGCCAUCAGCCGCCCCCAAACCCUGCCGAUUAUUUCAUGGAUUUUUCAUUUCCCCCAAUCUCCCCCUGAAGUAGUUCCUGGACCUAAUGGUGUCAACUCAAAAUACGUAAACUGACAAAAUACACACAAAAUAACGUAUUACACAAAAUCCGUUCACUCAAAGAGAUAGACAUCAUACAACUUGUGUAUUGUGUAUCAUGAAAUGGAUGUCAUUAAGCAGAGAAGUACAAGUGCUUCAUUUUCACAUAUUGGUAAUAAAUUGUUUUCCCUCCUGAAAAAAGGGAAGAAAAUUGAAGAAAAAAAAUUUCCCGCCCAAAUUGACUGCAGCGGACAGACAGUUGAUUUAUACAUGAAAGCAUCUUAAUGUCAGCAGUGUGGAAACUUUAUCUUGUUUCUAGAAAGUGGCUA
Molecule: messenger RNA, 3297 nt
Organism: Patiria miniata (bat star)
Lineage: Eukaryota; Metazoa; Echinodermata; Asteroidea; Valvatida; Asterinidae
Gene: xylb
Product: xylulose kinase-like
Exons: 16
Coding region: 103-1695 (530 amino acids)
Biological process (GO): xylulose metabolic process; D-xylose metabolic process
Cellular component (GO): cytosol
Molecular function (GO): D-xylulokinase activity
Source: RefSeq, a predicted model, not a curated record